CCCAAAAGAUUAAGAGAGAAAAAAGUGGAAAACUCCCAAAAAAUGCCAGCCGCCGAACAAACCUCAGCAGACGCCCGUAGAAAGGCUGCUCGAGAAGUUAUCGACAUUCUCCAUGAAAUUGCAACAUUGCUGAACACCCAUCUCGAUCGGCAACAACUAUCAUAUUGCGUAUCAUUGAUUGAAAAUGGCGCGAACCCAGAGGCCUUGGCGAAAGUGAUACUACAGUUACGCGAAGAGUAUCCCACGAGUUCCGUAGAUGGAGACACAGAAGCGGGUGCCGCCGCGCGCUGAAUUGGGAAGCCCGAAUACUACACGACCCCAACCCCCCAAAUAGGCGUCCGGGAGUUUAUUUUUAUUUGUACAUAUGAAACUACAACCGUGCUUUUUUCCCCUUGUAACAAAGCUGCCUUCACAAAAGGCUAUUGCGUGGUAGCCGCGUCAUUGCGAGACUGGGUUUUGCCAAAGAGCAAAAGCUGACGCGGCGAGGGAAAAAAGGUGAGAAAGGAAGGGACGGGUGCGAAAGGACGGGGUGGCUGGCGGGGGGUUGAUCAUCUCACACCAAACAACAAAAAAACGUUAUCAGUUGGGGGGGAGGGGGAGGGGGGGAAGGUCUUCCGCAUCUAGAACGCCUACUUUUUUACAUUUACCCAACAUCAAAAAAAAAGCCCG
Molecule: messenger RNA, 669 nt
Organism: Bipolaris maydis ATCC 48331
Lineage: Eukaryota; Fungi; Ascomycota; Dothideomycetes; Pleosporales; Pleosporaceae
Product: mitotic-spindle organizing gamma-tubulin ring associated-domain-containing protein
Biological process (GO): gamma-tubulin complex localization; microtubule nucleation by interphase microtubule organizing center; mitotic spindle assembly
Cellular component (GO): spindle; mitotic spindle pole body; gamma-tubulin ring complex
Source: RefSeq, a predicted model, not a curated record